AUGAAGCAAUUCAAACGACAAAUCGAAAAAGAUGGUCCAGGGUAUGUUUUUAUAAAAUUGUUUUGAUGAAUAAAAGUUGUAAAAUUCAGGUUUGUCACUUUGAUGGCUGAAGAAGCUGAAGAUAUGUGGCAUAUUUACAAUUUAAUACGAGUUGGCGAUAUUGUGAAAGCUCCAACAAUUCGUAAAGUUGUCACAGAAACAUCAACAGGUACAACUUCUUCGCAAAGGGUUCAUACAAUGCUGACAAUCUCGAUUGAAUCAAUCGACUUCGAUCCCGGUGAACAAGAAUUACAUUUGAAAGGUCGAAAUAUUGUAGAGAAUGAUAUUGUGAAAAUGGGAGCAUAUCAUACAAUCGAUUUGGAACCCAACAGAAAAUUCACAAUCGAAAAAACUGAAUGGGAUUGUAUUGAUCUGGAACGUUUGAAUCUUGCAUUAGAUCCUGCUCAAUCUGCGGAUGUUGCUGCUGUUGUUUUACAUGAAGGAUUAGCUAAUGUCUGCCUUCUAACACCAGCAAUGACUUUAACAAGAGCAAAAAUUGAUAUGACAGUAAGAAUGUCUAAAUUUAACUAUUGAUAAAUUCUUAUGAUUUUUUAAAGAUCCCACGCAAACGAAAAGGAUUCACAUCUCAACACGAAAAAGGAUUAGAAAAGUUUUACGAAGCAGUGAGUGCUGCAUUUAUACGGCAUGUUGAUUUAAAUGUACGUUUUCAAAAUCUCUUACUGUCUUUUUUGCAAACAUUGUUUUCAGAUAAUAAAAUGUGUCAUAAUUGCUAGUCGUGGAUUUGUCAAGGAAAACUUUAUGAAUUAUCUUAUUACUUAUGCGGAUGCAAACGGGAAAAAGUUCACAACUGAUCAAAAAGCGAAAUUUCUUUUAGUUCAUUCGAGUAGUGGAUUCAAACAUGCAUUGAAAGAAGUUCUUGAAACUCCACAAGUUGCUGCAAGAUUGGCAGAUACGAAAGCGCAAGCUGAAGUGAAAGCUUUGAAUCAAUUUUUGGAAUUAAUGUCAACGGAACCUGAGAGAGCUUUUUAUGGUUACAAGUGAGUUAUUCAUAAUUUUAUUUUUUCUAAAAUGUAUUUUUUUCAGUCACGUUUCUCGAGCAAACAAUGAUUUGGCAAUUGAAACUCUUAUGAUCGCUGAUUCAUUAUUUCGUUCUCAGAAUAUCGAAACACGAAAAAAAUUUGUUAAAUUAGUCGAAAGUGUUCGAGAACAAGUUAGUUUUAGAAUACAUUUUUUCGAAAAAUCAAAGAUCAAUUUUUGCAGAAUGGAAAAGUUCACAUUUUUUCAUCGAUGCAUGUUUCUGGUGAACAACUGGCUCAAUUAACAGGAUGUGCAGCAAUUCUUCGAUUUCCAAUGCCUGAUUUAGACGAUGAGCCAAUGUCCGAUGAUGAAGAACAACAACAAAAUGAACAAGAGUAA
This is a messenger RNA of Caenorhabditis angaria, 1416 nucleotides long. The record is from the annotation of a GenBank genome assembly. NCBI's taxonomy places the organism in Eukaryota, Metazoa, Nematoda, Chromadorea, Rhabditida, Rhabditidae.